GUUUCAUUAAAAAAUCUAACAUACCAGCAGUAUGCGAACUACUUUUAAAAUACACAAAAGCGUCAACUUUAAAGACUGUGAUGUACUUUGAACUGUUUUUUGUGUUGAUUUGUUUAUCUAAAUGUUAUUGUUUGGACAGAGAGGAUGAUCAGGAACAAUGUGCUCUGCUCAUAAAGUGGCUUCACUCCUCCUCUGUGUCCCUGGAAGUCAGCAAGAAAGGCUUCCACAGGGAGGUGACCACCACUGUUGAUGUCAGACCAGAGGCACUAAGCAGUGGUGCCAGUGUUUUGCUGCUUCACAGAUGGCCGAGGGGCGUCUUCGUAGAUCCAUAUCAGUUGGCAUCGCUAAGUGAUCACAGUAACUGGGAGAUAUUGUUAGAUUCAGCCAUUGAUCUAGAACUUCCGGCUCACAAGACUUCAGGGUUUUCUACCUAUAUGUUUCCCACCACACCACUUCCCAAUAUCCUAAAAUUCAAAAUUCCAGUCCACGGGCGCUACCAUGAGUCGUCUUUUGCUGGAGAAACAUUCACAUCCGUUCACUUUGAACCUCCUGAGCUGCUUCUACGGACUAAAAAAUGCACAGAUCUUCACAGAUUUGAGUCCUAUCCUGUAGUAAAUGCUCCCUGCACUGUCAGCAAUUCCAGCACAUGUUCAUGGUUUAAAAAAUCUCAGCAGCAGGAGGGCAGCAGCAUCAUCAGUAUGAUGUUACCAGUUGGUGACGGGUCAGCGACGAAGCUCGUAUGCAGCGGGACUCUUCUAGUCACUGUGAUCUGCUCUCUGGCGUUGUCUAAAUACAUGUUAAAACAUCGAAUCAUUUAAGCUGAAACUGUCAGCAAAACCUGUGUGCAUCAGGUUAUAAUGUAAAAAUAAAGAAAGGUGUCUGGGACAAGAAUCAUUGUUUGCUGUAAACAACACACAGAGCUAUGGUGU
Molecule: messenger RNA, 929 nt
Organism: Cyprinodon variegatus (sheepshead minnow)
Lineage: Eukaryota; Metazoa; Chordata; Actinopteri; Cyprinodontiformes; Cyprinodontidae
Gene: pigx
Product: phosphatidylinositol glycan anchor biosynthesis class X
Exons: 6
Coding region: 81-818 (245 amino acids)
Biological process (GO): GPI anchor biosynthetic process
Cellular component (GO): endoplasmic reticulum membrane
Source: RefSeq, a predicted model, not a curated record